Molecule: messenger RNA, 2184 nt
Organism: Mangifera indica (mango)
Lineage: Eukaryota; Viridiplantae; Streptophyta; Magnoliopsida; Sapindales; Anacardiaceae
Exons: 4
Coding region: 233-2071 (612 amino acids)
Source: RefSeq, a predicted model, not a curated record
AAUAGCCACAAACCAAAAAAAACUUUUAAAAGGCUUAGAACGACACCGUUUAGUGUGCUCUUUAUUUCCAUCACAGUUUGAGAUGUUGAGCCUAAUGUUUCUUCUCAACAAAUCGUCUCCAAUCUCUCGUAUUUUUUCAUCGGCCCCCUUUAAGUAUAUCCAAAGGAAGAGCUAAGAACACAUUGUUUUUGGGGAAGGUUGUUGCCUUGAAAGACUGGUUGUUGGUUGGAUUAUGGAACAAGAAAAUGAAAAGAAAGAACCUAGCAAUCCACCGGAAGCCUCCACUGAAGCACGACCGUCUGUUAAUAAAACCCAAAAAUCUUUGAGAGUUAGACCUAAAAUUGCAAAGAAAUCACCAGUUAAUGACUUGAAAUCCAAAAAAGCGAACACUAGUACCACGGCUCUGCUUAGAAUCAGGAGAAAAAGUAAGACUGUACAUGAUGCUAAAAAGGGCAGUAGCAGUGUUGAACAGGAUAAUUCUACGAAGCUAAAUUCAAGAGAAGAAUACCGAAAGAAGGAUAUUAGUGAUAGUAAGGAUGCCAACAAGAGCAUUGAUGGUCAAAAGAACCAAGAGGAGAUUGAUGUGUCGAAAAAGAGCCGACAGAAACAGAUGAGUGAAGACAAGGGUUUGAGCAAUCAAAAGAACAAAGAAAAACACAGUGAAACUAAAAAGAGGGGGUCAGACAGUAGUGCGAGGAAUCAAAGGAACAGAGAAAAAUACAGUGAUGCAAGGAAGAGUGGUGAGUCAGACAGGAGUUUGAAGGAUCGGAACAAAGAAAAAAACAGUGAUGUGGGAAAGAGUUGUGACAAGGGAAAGAAUGAAGAAAGGCUUGGUGGUUUGAUUUUUAUGUGCAGCAAGAAGACCAAGCCAGAUUGUUUCCAUUAUCGUGUCAUGGGUGUAUCAGCCACUAAAAAAGAUUUUGUGCUGGGUAUCAAACCUGGACUUAAGCUUUUUCUAUAUGAUUAUGAUCUCAAGCUUAUGUAUGGGAUUUACAAGGCAUCCUCUUCUGGUGGCAUGAAACUUGAGCCAAAAGCUUUUGAUGGGGCAUUUCCUGCUCAGGUGCGAUUCAGUGUCCAUAUUGAUUGCGUUCCACUUCCUGAGAGCAUUUUCAAGAAGGCAAUUAAGGAAAAUUAUAAUGAAAAGAACAAGUUCAAAUUUGAGCUUUCACCAAAACAGGUCAGGAAGCUCUCUGGACUUUUCUGGCCAGCUUCAGUCCAUUCAACUGCACUGCGUGUCCACAGGUCACCAGUGCCUAAAGUUCAAGAUAGGGAAGGCUAUGCAGGAUUAAGAGAAUUAGAGCCGGCAACCUUUGCUAGAGAUUAUUAUCGGAAUACUAAUUCUAGAAGUUAUAAAGGAUUGUCUCAUGAAAGGGAUCAGCACUCAGCGUAUGGAAAGGUGGGGUCUUCUCUCAGAGAAGAGGGCUCCCGAGAUUUAUACUUAAGUGAAAAUGAUUAUCGAACUUAUGGUCUUCGGGGAGAGAGGAGAAACCUUACCAGCCCUCAUCAUGUUGCCCUUUUAGACCCUUAUUAUCAUGGGGCUCAUGAAAGAGAGCACCGGCAUCUAAGACACCUAGAUCCUGUGUAUAGAGACACUAUUCCUGCAGAUCCCCUCUAUUCGAAUGAGAGAGAGUAUCCGACCUAUAAUGUUGGUGCUAGACAUGAACUGAGAUCUGCAGUUUCUUCAGCUAGACGUGAACUGAGAUCUGCAGUUUCUCCAGCGGCUGCCUCUAUUACUGCAGCUGGCACAAAUUUGGACUCUUAUACUGGGCGGCCAUAUAGUCACUAUUACAGUACAUCUGUUGACCCAUAUCUCCCGCCUCCAAGAAGAGAGGAUGUUGCUUCUGGUUCAUAUCUUUCAGAUAGGAGAGAGACUUACUUAGCUAGAACUGAUCCCUUAAGUCGAAGAGAAACAGAUCCAGUGGAUGGAUUAUACUCAAAAUAUGCUGUAGACACUGUGUCAAACUAUAACCAGCACCGCCUAUAUCGAGUAACCAAUCCUCCUGAAUCGGCUGCUGCACCUGUUUCGGCACGUUACUCCUCGGCAGGCCGAUCUUUACCCUACCGCUUGUAGUGCACAUUACUCUGCACUACUGUUUUCUUAAAUUAAAAAUAGUUGAUCAGUAAAUUCCUUUCUGUAAACUUAAUAUUUUUUUAAUCUACAAUGACAGUUUGAUUUGCGUAUCA